GACGUGGUGGUGACGGGGGUGGUGGAUCAGUGCGUCUUCUUCGGCAAAGACAGCGCCAAGAAGGUGAAGGAGGAGACGGUGCGCUUGGCGGCGCCGCAGGAGGACCCGCCGCCUCCGGGACAGCUCUUCCUCCUGCCCGGUGCUGAGGACACGAACCAAACGGGGCCGGGGGUGGAGGCGCAGGAGGAAGCCCCUCCCGCCGCCGCCGACCCGUCGCUGUGCCGUCUGUACCGCCACGUGUCGCACGAUUUCUUGGAGAUCCGCUUCAAGAUCCAGCGGCUGCUGGAGCCGCGGCAGUACAUGCUGCUGCUGCCGGAGCACGUGAUGGUGAAGAUUUUCAGCUACCUGCCCACCCAGACCCUGGCCGCCCUCAAAUGUUCCUGCCACUACUUCAAAUCCAUCAUCGAGACGUUUGGGGUGCAAGCCACCGACUCGCGCUGGAAUCGCGACCCGCUGUAUCGCGACGAUCCCUGCAAGCAGUGCAAGAAGCACUACGAGAAGGGGGACGUGUCGUUGUGCCGAUGGCACCCCAAGCCCUACCACCACGACCUGCCUUACGGCCGCUCCUAUUGGAUGUGCUGCCGCCGGCCCGACAAGGAAGCGCCCGGCUGCCGCGUGGGGCUGCACGACAACAACUGGGUGCAUCCGGCGGCACGUCGCGAUGACGGCAGGUGAAGGAAUGUGGGGACACGGCGCCGGA
Messenger RNA from Meleagris gallopavo (turkey), 700 nucleotides. The record is from RefSeq and is a predicted model, not a curated record. Lineage: Eukaryota; Metazoa; Chordata; Aves; Galliformes; Phasianidae.